UCGAUGCUCGACUAUUGUCUGGCGUWCAGGAACCGCCAAAUUUUUAUUUAUUCUUUUCUUUUCACUGUCAUCGUUGGCGUCUGUUAAGUGAUAUUCUAGCAGAAUUAAGUUCUGGUKAGUAGGCAGCUGCUGUCAUUUUCACGUCAUUGCUAAUAGCGGUUUUGGUCUGCCACCUAUUUUUAGCCUUUUCUGAAUUGUCUACUCGUUUAUAUAGGUUUAUUGAUCACACUAAUCUUUUAUCACAAUGGAACAAUAUAUUGUAAGCAGUAAUAGUGCAUUAGAACUUAAGCUAGUUCGUAAACCUAGUGAUAUCAAUGAUCCAAAAGUAGCAUUUUAUCCUGACAUGACUUAUCAAGUAUUUGGAAAUAUGCCGGACAAUAUAAUGGAAAAACUCAAAGAUUAUAUUACUCCUAAUUUUUAUUCAAAYAUUGAUGUAUUUGAAAAAUGUUUAGAAGAUGAACCAUCGUUUAAGCCCUUUGGAAAUCAGCUCGAUCAAUUUAUUUUAAACCAUAUUGAAGAAAACAAGAAAUUUGAAGUUUAUGUGAUUGAAGAUGAAAACACAGAGUUUAAAGAAUAUUUUAAUCAACUGCAGACAUUUGUUUUAUGGUAUAUAGAUUCAUCAAAUAUCAUUGAUUUUGAUGAUUCUAAAUGGAAGAUAUUUAUCAUGAAACAAGUUCGUCGUGUAAUUGAAAUCAUACUACUUAAAAUUACUAAUCGACAGAAUAAAGAUGAAUAUGAAAAAUACAAGAAAUUUGUAAAAACAAGAUUGAAUUGGCCAUUUCAAAAAAAACCUACCAAACUUAUGUUGGCUAUGCCCGCUGAAGAAGUUGAAAAAAUCCAAAAAGCUGACUCUAUUGUAAAAUUAGAAGAUUUAGAUAUUGAGUAUAAUGAAUUAGAACCCUCAUAUGAUAAAGUAAUUAAGCGAUUAGAAAUUAGCAUUACUGUAUAAUUAAUUACCACAAAUAUUCGGUUUUUAAUUUGUUGUAUGAUAAAUAUUUUUAUUUCUAUUAUCUACAC
This is a messenger RNA of Diuraphis noxia (Russian wheat aphid), 1017 nucleotides long. It is a transcript of the gene Hat1, whose product is annotated as histone acetyltransferase 1. Gene Ontology annotation, molecular function: histone binding; histone acetyltransferase activity. NCBI's taxonomy places the organism in Eukaryota, Metazoa, Arthropoda, Insecta, Hemiptera, Aphididae. Gene Ontology annotation, cellular component: nucleus. Gene Ontology annotation, biological process: subtelomeric heterochromatin formation. The record is from RefSeq and is a predicted model, not a curated record.